This is a messenger RNA of Sciurus carolinensis (gray squirrel), 753 nucleotides long. It is a transcript of the gene Crybb1, whose product is annotated as crystallin beta B1. The transcript is spliced from 5 exons. Gene Ontology annotation, molecular function: structural constituent of eye lens. The record is from RefSeq and is a predicted model, not a curated record. The coding region runs from base 1 to 753 and encodes 250 amino acids. Gene Ontology annotation, biological process: lens development in camera-type eye; visual perception. Lineage: Eukaryota; Metazoa; Chordata; Mammalia; Rodentia; Sciuridae.
AUGUCUCAGCCCACCAAGGCCUCGGCCACCGCAGCAGUGAACCCUGGGCCCGAUGGCAAGGGGAAGGGGACCCCGCCCACAGGACCAGCCCCCGGCCCCGGGCCCGCCAUGGCCCCAGCAGCCGUGCCCGUGCCCACUGCCAAAGCGGGGGAAGUGCCUCCCGGGAGCUACAGGCUGGUGGUCUUUGAGCAGGAAAACUUCCAGGGCCGUCGGGUGGAAUUCACCGGGGAGUGCCUGAACCUGGGAGACCGUGGCUUCGACCGAGUCCGCAGCCUCCUGGUCACCUCUGGACCCUGGGUCGCCUUUGAGCAGUCCAACUUCCGCGGGGAGAUGUUCAUCCUGGAGAAGGGGGAGUACCCACGCUGGGACACCUGGUCAAGCAGCUACCGGAGUGACCGGCUCAUGUCCUUCCGGCCCAUCAGGAUGGACUCCCAAGAGCACAAGAUCAGCCUGUUCGAAGGAGCCAAUUUCAAGGGCAACACCGUGGAGAUCCAGGAGGACGACGUGCCCAGCCUCUGGGUCUACGGCUUCUGUGACCGCGUGGGCAGCGUGAGGGUCUCCAGCGGAACCUGGGUCGGCUAUCAGUAUCCUGGCUACCGCGGAUACCAGUACCUCCUGGAGCCCGGCGACUUCCGGCACUGGAACGAGUGGGGGGCCUUCCAGCCACAGAUGCAGGCCCUGCGUCGCCUGCGUGACAGGCAGUGGCACCGCGAGGGUUGCUUCCCUGUGCUGGCCGCCGAGCCCCCCAAGUGA